Messenger RNA from Erpetoichthys calabaricus (reedfish), 1655 nucleotides. Its product is annotated as hydroxycarboxylic acid receptor 2-like. The record is from RefSeq and is a predicted model, not a curated record. The transcript has a single exon. Gene Ontology annotation, molecular function: G protein-coupled receptor activity. Gene Ontology annotation, biological process: G protein-coupled receptor signaling pathway. Gene Ontology annotation, cellular component: membrane. Lineage: Eukaryota; Metazoa; Chordata; Cladistia; Polypteriformes; Polypteridae. The coding region runs from base 477 to 1445 and encodes 322 amino acids.
AAGCAGACUAUGAUAUAAACAAAUGACCGUUGGAAAAUGAAAGCCCCACAUUACAAAAUGAUGAAAGGGAGACCAUAAGGCCAAGUCAUAACUUUGUGUGUGCUUGUCUGAUGAGAACUGCAGACCUUUUUUUUUUUUUUUUUUUUUUUUAAACAUUUUGCUUAGCUUUUAUCAUCCAGAUUUAUAGUCCUUUAAAAAAAAGUUAAUAUAUUUGUAACAAAAGUGCCAAGGGAUUCUAUGUUCCCCUUUUGGAUAGCUUUUUGUAAACUGGGAAUACAUUUCUGUUUUUUUCCAACACCUUUAUUAUUUGCAUGCACUACUGUAGAGAAGGAAAUCUGUUAAACCUCUGUAGACACUCAGCCUGAGAAGCAAAGGGGAAAAAAAAAAAAUCAAAGCAGGGUGGUUCCAAUUUUAAAGUCAAAACAGAAUAUAAAAAGCAGAGGAACAAGACAUAUUUGCUUUCAAUUAAGUUUGAAAUGGAAAACGGUUCGUGCUGCGUGUUUCCAGAAGCAGUACUGGACACUGUCUUGCCACCUGUGCUAAUUGCAGAGUUUGUUUUAGGGCUACUGGGUAAUAGUGUGGGUUUAUGGAUGUUUUUCUUUCACAUGAAAACCUGGAAACCAAACAGCAUUUACCUCCUAAACCUUGCAAUGGCAGACACAGUGGUAAUGUUCUGUCUUCCUUUCCGUACUGAUUACUACAUGAGAGGGAAAAACUGGGUGUAUGGUGACAUACCUUGUCGGAUUUUGCUCUUCAUGCUAGCAGCAAACAGAGCUGCUGGUAUUUUCUUCCUUACAGCUGUUGCAGUGGAUCGCUACUUAAAAAUUGUGCACCCACUAAAUAAAAUCAACAAGAUAAGCCUUAAGCAAGCCGUGCUUGCUUCCUGCGGCUUGUGGCUGCUCAUCGUGGCAAUGACUGCUUACCUACUCGGAGAGCCCCACUUUUUCAUCCAAAACAACAAGACACAGUGUGAAAGUUUCAACAUCUGUCCAGGCACCAACCCUACAGCAACAUGGCACAAUGCUUUUUACGUAAUUCAGUUUCUUGUACCUGUGUGCAUCAUAAGCUACAGUACCAUCCGUAUUACAUGGCAGCUGAGAAGCAAAACAAUAGACAAACAUGGCAAAAUAAAGAGAGCUGUACAGUUUGUUAUGGCAGUUGCUAUUGUGUUUGCCAUUUGUUUCUUUCCAAGCAGUAUGUCAAGAAUCUCUGUGUGGAUCCUGAAAGCUCAGUACUCUGAAUGCAGUUACUUUCGACAAGCCAAUUUGGCUUUCUACACCUCAGUAUGCUUCACUUAUUUUAACAGUGUACUCAACCCUGUUGUGUAUUACUUCUCAAGUCCUUCAUUUAGCGGAUUAUUUAAAAAUCUAUUUAACAAAAUAACAGGCAAAGAAGCUGAAAUGAGUGAUGAACAAGUAAACACUUGCUCCACGAUGCCAACAUAACAAUCAAAUUUGGAGAAAACAGAAAAUAUUUGGGUGAGUGGUAAAAGAAGAACAAAAACCAGACUGUAGAUUUGGAGAUAUUGUUCACUCUGAAAGGCUCAUUUAUUGCUUGCUUCUAUCAAUUCUAAAGACUUGAGAAAUACUGUGCAUAAAUAAUACUGCUUAAAUGUAAUUGAAUAAUUAUGAAUAAGGAACAAUAUCUAUAUAGUA